UCUAAAUAAUACAUUCAAAAAUUAUAUCACGUGAUAAAUACUUAUAACGUGAAUAAUAAUGUGAUCCAAAUAACAAAAUGGAAUAAGAUAGUUCAGUUAAUCUAAAUCAUGAGAUUUAAAGAUGUCUUCAAGAAUUUAUAUCGUUUUAUUCGUUAUUAUAAUAUUAUUUGGUAAUAACGUUGUAAUUGGUUUAAACGUGACCACUCAAGAUUAUCUUCUUCUUAUUACUAAGGUUUACGACACUUAUGAAUCAUCUUCUGUGUUUUUCGUGGAUAGUGGUCGUACCAAUAACUUGCAGAUUUCUACUAUGUUACACGCGUGGUCUCGUGAAAUUUCUCGUCAAGGAAUCUUUUCAAUAAGCAUUAAUUUCUCCGAACUCAAAAAAAUGAAAUAUUAUCAAAUAUCGAGACCAUUGUUCGUUAUAAUUAUAUCGACAUGGGAAAAUCUUGAAGAAUUUUCAAAGGUAACCAAAGAAAUUGACGUUUCUCUGUACAUAUGGUUCGUGUUAUUCGUUGAAACGGCAAACAAUACUUUGGAAAAAUUUUGCAAAAAUCCUAUCGGCAAUAUCUUCAAUUUGAACUUCGAUACCGAGAUGUUGAUACUUUGCUACGACGAAAUGAUAUUAAAGGAAUGGUACUCGAUACAAGGUAACAAUACAAUAACGUCGAAUUUCGCCAUUUGGAAACCCGGAAAGGAUUUUUCCGUAAUAACAAAGAUGAGCCUUUAUAACCGAAGAAGCGAUCUUUUUGGAACAGUUUUACGUGUUGGUUGGGUCAAGGAUUCUUCUUUUAUCGGAGCAAAAGAUAAUAAGCUUAAUAUGUUACUCGGUGAAAUAGUUACGGAAUUAAGUAAAAUGAUGAAUUUUACAACCGAAAUAUUAGAUCCCGUCGAUGCUUAUGGUAGUUGGAACAAGGAAAAUGAAACCUGGACCGGUGUUAUAGGUCAAUUGAUAUCCGGGAUAGCCGAUAUAGGUGUUGCCGAAUUCACGGUUACAACUCGGAGACUCGAGGCCAUAGAUUUCACAUUGCCAUUUUUACUUUCACGAAAUCGUCUUUACAUGAAAGAACAGAGCGGUGCUUUGAUUCAGUGGUCCGCAUAUUUUAAGACUUUUAGUUUUGGAAUCUGGGCGAUGUUAAUCUUAGUGAUAACGACAACUCCCAUUUUAUUGACCUUAAUUAAGACAAAGGGUUCCUUUUCUGGAUCUCUUUUAUCUGAAAAUUAUAUUCACGUAUGGGGUAUUUAUUGUCAACAGGGAUUAGCAGAAUUUCCAACUGAACCAUCUUUACGUCUGGCUUUCAUCUCCAUCUUCGUCUCGGCUAUAAUAGUCUCGGCUGCUUAUUCGGCUUCGUUAAUUAGCUUCUUGACCGUGACCACAGAGAGUUUACCUUUUUCCAGUCUCGACGAUUUCGCCAACGCUCGCACAUACCACUUGAUCGUUUUCGGCAACAGUGCCGAUUACGACAUGUUCGCGAAUGCGAAGGAUGAGGUCAUUAUGAAAAUGAUGGAACUAAUGAAGCCGAAAAAGCAAUUACCAACCAGUUUGCACAAUGGAUUUGAUCAGGUAUGCCGAGAGAAAGUGGCAUUUUAUACGACCGAAGAAAUGAAAAAGACAAUAAAUCUUUAUCUAUCUUGUAAGAUUAAUUACAUUGAAACUGGUAGAUCGGAUAGUUUGGCAAUGACCCUGCCGAAGGGUAGUCCCUUUAAGGGUUUAAUUAAUUAUCACUUGCAAAAAUUCAUAGACAACGGUAUAAUGAAUCGUUUGAGAGGAUCGUUCAUUAUACAACCGAGUUUAUCGAGAACAAGUCACAGUGCUGUCAGUUUGUGGGAUGUCACACCAAUUUUGGCCGUACUUAGCGGCGGUACAAUAUUAGGUAUUAUCAUUCUAAUAAUAGAGAGGACCUAUCAUCAUUAUAAAAUGAAAAGGAAAUUUUCGAGAUCUAAUUUGAAAAUAUUACAAAACGGAUUAAACGUUCCAAAAUAUUCUAACGUUAACCGAAUAGAUAAGAACUAUAUCUUGGAAAAGUUGAACAGAGCGCAUAAAAUUAACGAUUUCAAAUCGUCGAUUAAUUAUUUCCCGUGAUAUAUAUAUUUUUAAUUAAAUAUAAAUAAUAGAUAUAACAUGAUA
Molecule: messenger RNA, 2125 nt
Organism: Vespa velutina
Lineage: Eukaryota; Metazoa; Arthropoda; Insecta; Hymenoptera; Vespidae
Product: glutamate receptor 3-like
Exons: 9
Coding region: 122-2080 (652 amino acids)
Cellular component (GO): membrane
Molecular function (GO): glutamate-gated receptor activity
Source: RefSeq, a predicted model, not a curated record